This is a messenger RNA of Trichechus manatus latirostris (Florida manatee), 5344 nucleotides long. It is a transcript of the gene KCND2, whose product is annotated as potassium voltage-gated channel subfamily D member 2. NCBI's taxonomy places the organism in Eukaryota, Metazoa, Chordata, Mammalia, Sirenia, Trichechidae. The coding region runs from base 970 to 2859 and encodes 629 amino acids. The transcript has 6 exons. The record is from RefSeq and is a predicted model, not a curated record. Gene Ontology annotation, biological process: potassium ion transmembrane transport; protein homooligomerization. Gene Ontology annotation, molecular function: protein binding; voltage-gated monoatomic ion channel activity involved in regulation of postsynaptic membrane potential; A-type (transient outward) potassium channel activity. Gene Ontology annotation, cellular component: dendritic spine; voltage-gated potassium channel complex; neuronal cell body.
GCGGUUCGGGAGCUGCUGUCUCGGCUUCCCCCAUUCCGAGUGCACCGCCAGGAGAAAGUCUCUAUGCAACUCAGCCCCGGCACGCACUUGGCCAGGUAUGCACCGCGGGAGAGGCGCGUUCUGCGCGGUGGCAGAUGCUGCUGCUGCCCCGGCGGCGGCGGCUGCCAGCUCCUGGGCUCUCUAACUGUCACACUGCACCUCAGCUGAACUUGAAAAGAGAGUGAAGGGGCGAUUGGGCGAACGCUUUUGGCGGACACGGGGUGCUUGUAGACGUGGGGGAGGAGCAUCUGUAUUAACGUCCCCCGCCGUGCCCACCGCGCAUCACCUCCAUUUCUGCCAAUAUCGCCCGAGGAGUUGAGGCGGCAACCGGACUCCCAAAGACAGACGUGGGGCAGCGGCCGUGGCCGUGUCUCAGAAGCUACAACAGGUCGCAUUUUGAGACUCCUUUGGCGGGAAGGGGCACUUGGAAAGGGAAGGGUUGAAAGAGCGAAAAGAGAAGAGAGAAAGGUUCCCUAAUUCGUCAAAAGACUAUCACUGGGGGACUGUCCUUCCUCCUCUUCUCUAUCCUACACGACGCAUACUGACCCCUCAUUAUCCAGACUGUGUCCGGGGGGAGAAAUCACAAACACCUGCUUGAAGAAACUGCUGCACCUCAAGUCACCUGCGUGCCGAUUUGUGCCGGGGGUGGCCAGUUUCUGUUGCUGAAAGAGGUUUGGUAAGGUUCUGUUGGUGGUGAUUGUUAGGACAUUACAAUUGUUUUGUUAUUAUUCCUAAAUACUUGUCUUUCCUGGAUACUUGCUUUUCUGAGUACUGUAACUUCACCAGGAGACCUACCUUGAAAUCGGUGAUACCUCUGGACCACGUUUCUCAGCAGUAUUUUAUUUGCAGGGAGAAAGCGGGUGUUUGUAGCUAUUUCAACCCACUGCAGAGGCCUGGUUACCCCUCUCCUCGCCUUGACCCCAAGGAACCAUGGCAGCAGGGGUAGCAGCAUGGCUGCCCUUUGCCAGGGCAGCGGCCAUCGGGUGGAUGCCUGUGGCCUCGGGGCCCAUGCCAGCUCCUCCGAGACAGGAAAGAAAAAGGACUCAAGAUGCUCUAAUUGUGCUGAAUGUUAGUGGCACCCGUUUCCAGACAUGGCAGGACACCCUGGAACGCUACCCAGACACUCUGCUGGGAAGCUCUGAGAGGGACUUUUUCUACCAUCCGGAGACUCAGCAGUAUUUCUUUGACCGUGAUCCAGACAUCUUCCGCCACAUCCUGAAUUUCUACCGCACUGGGAAGCUCCACUAUCCUCGCCAUGAGUGCAUCUCUGCUUAUGAUGAAGAGUUGGCCUUCUUUGGCCUCAUCCCAGAAAUUAUUGGCGACUGUUGUUAUGAGGAGUACAAGGAUCGCAGGCGGGAGAACGCUGAGCGUCUACAGGACGACGCUGACACGGACAACACGGGCGAGAGUGCGCUGCCCACCAUGACUGCUCGGCAGAGGGUCUGGCGGGCCUUUGAGAACCCCCACACCAGCACAAUGGCCUUGGUGUUCUACUAUGUUACGGGGUUCUUCAUUGCCGUCUCAGUCAUCGCCAAUGUGGUGGAAACAGUGCCGUGUGGGUCUAGCCCAGGUCACAUUAAAGAACUGCCCUGUGGCGAGCGAUAUGCAGUGGCCUUCUUCUGCUUGGAUACAGCCUGCGUCAUGAUCUUCACAGUUGAGUACUUGCUUCGCCUGGCUGCAGCACCCAGUCGUUACCGUUUUGUGCGUAGUGUCAUGAGUAUCAUCGAUGUGGUGGCCAUCCUACCUUAUUACAUUGGGCUGGUAAUGACGGACAAUGAGGAUGUCAGCGGAGCCUUUGUCACACUCCGAGUCUUUCGGGUCUUCCGUAUCUUUAAGUUUUCCCGCCACUCUCAAGGCCUGCGCAUCCUGGGAUACACACUGAAGAGCUGUGCCUCAGAAUUGGGCUUUUUGCUCUUCUCACUCACCAUGGCUAUCAUCAUUUUUGCUACAGUUAUGUUCUAUGCAGAGAAAGGGUCUUCAGCUAGCAAGUUCACCAGCAUCCCUGCUGCCUUCUGGUAUACCAUUGUCACCAUGACAACUCUAGGGUAUGGUGACAUGGUACCCAAAACCAUAGCAGGAAAGAUUUUUGGUUCCAUCUGUUCGCUGAGUGGGGUCUUGGUCAUUGCACUACCUGUUCCAGUGAUUGUCUCCAACUUCAGUCGGAUCUACCACCAGAAUCAACGAGCAGACAAACGGAGGGCACAGAAGAAAGCCAGACUUGCUAGGAUCCGGGCAGCCAAAAGCGGAAGUGCAAACGCUUACAUGCAGAGCAAACGAAAUGGCUUACUCAGUAAUCAGCUACAGUCCUCAGAGGAUGAGCAGGCCUUUGUGAGCAAAUCUGGCUCCAGCUUUGAAACCCAGCACCACCACCUGCUUCACUGCCUGGAAAAAACCACGAAUCAUGAGUUUGUGGAUGAACAAGUCUUUGAAGAAAGCUGCAUGGAAGUUGCAACUGUCAAUCGCCCUUCCAGUCACAGUCCCUCGCUCUCGUCACAAGGAGUCACCAGCACUUGCUGUUCACGACGACACAAAAAAACUUUCCGCAUCCCGAAUGCCAACGUAUCAGGGAGCCACCGAGGCAGCGUGCAGGAACUCAGUACGAUUCAGAUCAGAUGUGUGGAGAGAACACCACUAUCGAACAGCCGGUCAAGUUUAAAUGCCAAAAUGGAAGAAUGUGUUAAACUAAACUGUGAACAACCUUAUGUGACUACAGCAAUAAUAAGCAUCCCAACACCUCCUGUAACCACACCAGAAGGAGAUGACAGGCCAGAAUCUCCUGAAUACUCAGGAGGGAAUAUUGUUCGAGUGUCUGCUUUGUAAGACAAUUGGAAUAAAGUCUAAGGGAAUUUGAGCCCUGGCUGUGAAAAGAAUCCUAACCCAGAAGAAAGAAGAAAUAAUAAACCUUUCUCAGAUUAAAACGGCAAAGCAAGAAGGUUGGUAGUGAAACCAAAACAUAACUCCCAAACUUGAGGAUCUGAAUAAGGCCACCAAAUGGCAUUUCCAGACAGAGUUUGACAAGUUAUACAGCAGAAUAUUCUGUGGCCCUUUGACUUCGUGAAUGAGCACAAUGAAAUGCCACCUAUCAAAGCUUCUUAUGACCAGAACUCUUUUUUAAUAAAAUAAAUCUUUGAACAUAAUGAUCCAGUUGAAUGCAAAACAAACAAACAAAAAUAUGGAAACAUUUUGAUAAUUUUUUUUCCUGUCAAAGCCAUGAACAUUGGCUAUGAUGAAGAUUAUUACAUAUAAAAAAACCUCAUGUAACACAUUUGUAUUGACUGAAGGAAAUACCAUCAUAAUGCAUGCUAGAAUUCUUUGGAGCAGUGAUCUCAGUUUCCUUAUGUUGUCUUCAGAAUAGGCAUGAUAAACUAUAAUUGUAGAAAGGGAGAAUUUCUGUGCACUUACAACAAGCUGAUUGUUCAUGUUCUAUGGUGGGCUGUACAAAUAAACUCCUUUUAGAGCUGCAGUAUUUCUCAUGGGGAUGCUCAUUAGUAAAGCUAAAGUGUUCAGAUAGAUAGCAUUAAUUAUCAUUUCACCUUGCACCUAGAUACUGUUACAACUGCAAUAAUUCAUUGUAUACCUGUUGUAUCAGGAAUCAGGAUUUUUUUGUUGUUCUACUUUCCAGAUCUUCAUAGAUACAAUAUGAGCUACAUUCAUAGAAAAAGUCCUGGUGUGGCCAGGUUUUAGGUAGCUUUUUAAAUCCAAAACUAUUAUACCAUAAAUGUUUUUCAGUAAUAUCCUUUGGUCCACUGUAUUCCUGUGACACAGUGCAUUAUCUGUUCCUGUAUUUCUGUAGCAUCUUUUUAUUGGGUUGAUCGCCAACAACUGGACUAACUUUUGUAGUUCAAAUGACUUUCAUACUUUUGUAUUUCCCAACAAGUUAUCUUGCAAGUAGAUUAUUAUCAUCAAUCCCCUUGUCGAAACUUAGAAAAAAAAGGAGUUGACAUCUAUGAAUUAUCUCUAACCUCUUUUUUGUUAUGGAAAAGCCCAGAUAUUGACUAUAUCAAUAGAUGUUUCAUGAAAAGAGUUGGCUGGGACUCAUGUAACAGGAUCAAUGAUCCCAGAAUCUUACUUGAUGUAUUAUUUAUUUUUCUUUGGAUCUCAAUACAUUUUGAGAAUAACUGAUGUAAAUUGAAAUGCAGAGAUAAACUGGAGUGCUUUAUGUAGCAAUAUUUGAUGAAAGCACCAUCUCCAUGCCAUUUAGGAGGGCAGCACAAAUUAAUCUCAGAAAGUUUCCUGCAUAUUCCAAGGAGCAAUUUUCUCCACUGCAUCUGAAGGGCAGGAGUUUGAUGAUGCAAAGUUAAUCUCUAUGUACAUUUAAGUGAAAAGUCUUUCCACUUUUCAUCUCUAAAAAUAUAUUACAUCUGCAGAUAUGUCUGCACGUGACAGUGUAAAAAAGUUUUAUGUCAAAUAAAAAGUUUUGUUCAUUCCAAACCACCACUGUAAGGAAUAAAGUUUAGCUUCCAUACAUGGAAAGAGUUAAUAAUUAUCCCUCUAUUACAGGGAUUUUUAAAUGCUUAUCAUAAUUUAUCAUUAAAAAAAAAUUAAUUGAGCCAUUUUAAAGUAAAGCCAGAUACUGACCUUGCUUCCCAUUUCUAGAAUAGCUUCUAGAACAGUGCUGUGCACACAGUAGAUGCUCAGUAAAGAUGUGCUGAAUGACAGUAAGAUAAACUCAACUAUCCCUUGGGAAGAACUGGCUUUAUUCCUAGUACGUCUUUUAAAAAGUUACUAAUCUUCCAGCAGCGUGAAUAUUAACAAUUAUUAACACUUGCCUCAUGUCACUGUACGCUUCUAGAGCAAAUGUAUAGUGAAACUUCUUUGAUGGCAUUCAUUGAAAAACUUUUUAAAGCUAGACUAAGAAAACCACAAUGCAAGAAUACCUAGGUGUUUUGAUUCCCAAUGAGAAGCUUUAUUUUAGUGGUCUUAAUAUUAAGAAUAAGAGAAAAGGCAGUUAGAUUAUUUCAAUUAACAGUUUUGCCUCCUCUUUCAACUUAUCAUUUAUCCAAAACUAUUACUUUCUUUAGAAUUUUGAAAAAGAAAAAAAAAACUUUUUGGUGUUUUAGGUGAUUUUAAAAUAUACUGUGUUGGUUGUGAAUGAUUAUUGAUGACUGUGUUAAGUGCAUCUGUAUUGUAAGUGAAAUGUAAUUAUUUCUGUGUACCAUAUGGAAUAACCAAGGUCAUUGUUUUUGACAAUUUCGUUCGAAAUUCAUAUAUCUUAUUUCAAAGGAUAGCAUAAUACCUGCAUUAUGCUAGAAAAAAUAGACUUUUUGAGAAUACUUAAAUAAAUCAUGUGCAUGCUCGAACAGGA